AUGGUAUCAGAGAAAACAGACUUUAUGGAAACUGGAAGAAGAGGGGAAAAAGGAAACUAUAUAGUACUAGAAAGGUUCCCUAUCACUCUUUAUGGAUUCUGCCCAAGAAGUGAAUAUGAGGUCUGUGAAACAACAUACCUGGAUGGAAACUGCUCCAGUGAAGACCAAGAAGCAACAGGUUCCAAAAAGUUACUCCCAUUGAUUAUGGAAAGCAGAGACCAGUCAGGGACUAUAAAUGACCAGCUUAGCAAUUCAAAACCAAGAACUGUGAGGUCCAUUGUACGUAACCCGGAAGAAAGAAAAAGGAGCCAACAGGACACCUAUUAUUCACUGAGGUCUGAGAAAGAAGCAACACAUGUGGAAUUCAAACCUUGGAAUUUCAAAGACAAUCCUCAUGGAGUCUACCAACAAGCAAGGAAGACUAUGUUUGAGGAAAGAAUUGAAGAGAUGCAAGAUGAACUGCAGAGAAAAGAGGCCUCCUUCCAAAAGCAGAAGGCCACUUUCAAGAAAAAGGCUCAGGACAACUGGCUCAGGGCUCAUGUUGGGAAGAGGGCAGAAGUCAAGCAAAUCAGUGAGACCAACUUCUUGAAUAGAAGACUAAACCUGCCAGAAAUAUGGGCAUGGGCGCAUGGACAUGAGCAUCUGAGGAGACCUCAGGUUGUGAAUUUGGAAACUUCCUUGUGGCUUUACAAUCGUAAUGGCAUUACAUCACCACUUGCCCCAUCUGCUGGACAAAGGUGGCCCAUAAUGCAAAGUCAGAGGAUACCACAGGAACCCAGGCUGUACAACACAAUGUCGGGUGGAUCUGGCAUGGACAUCCCUCCAUGGGGAGCAGACACGGGAGCCUGUGCAGUGUGCAUGAAGAACAGCAGCUCGAUGCCUCCUGAGGACCAGGACAAAGGAAAGGUCAAGGCUGACUUCAUAUUCCUUGUAAGGAUUUCUGGAAAAUUUGUCUUUUUCUGUGACCUCUAGCAUACCCUCAUUGAUGGUGUGUCCUCUGAUAUUUUAGCAUGUCUUUAUUUGUCAAAGUGCAAAAUAAUCUUCUAUGCAAGUCUUUAGACUUCUAAUAAUUCGAAGCUGUUGUCAAUGGUGGAGCCUGAAAAAGCUUGUUUACAAGCUGAGGACUGCAGAUUAACCUCUACACUCCCAGCGAGGAGCAUCUGCUUUGUCAGCCAGUGAAGCAGUGGGCCAAGAGGGACUACAGGCUGAGCUGGUGUGGACUCCUGCUCUGCCUCCUGCCAGCUCUGUGACUCUGAGCGAAUUCUCUAGUUCCCCUGAGGUCUCUGUUCUCUUCCAUUUAGAGCCAAUAUUCUGUUAGGUGUGUUUAGGUCUGAUGUAGCUUGUAGAGUUCUGAGAAUCAGAGACAGGACAUAGAAGGCCUGGGGAAAGCUCUCCUAUUGGUGACUUUUACUAUAUGUGACGUGAGUGGGUUUCCUUUUUUUUUCAUUCCCUCUGUUCCUAGUCUGAGUCAGACAAGAUUCUGCACAGUAGUGAAGGAGACAUGGGGCUGGCAUAUACAUAGAUGGCCCUCUGUCUGCUCUAUACCUCAAUGUCUCACAUUAGCAUACUUCCUCUUAAAUCAUUAAACAUGUCAUUAGGAUUUUUUUUUAACUUCAGGUUUUUUAUUUUUUUAAGUUACAUAAUGCAAAAUUAACAACCCCUCUUUUUGUGUGUUCACUAACUCACAAAAUAUAUAUAGCAGUAUAAUGUAAAUCUAUUUCAAGAUAUAAUAUGUUAUGUUACCCCAGAAAGUGACCUCAUCCUCUUCCCAGUCGAACCCUGCUCUCAUCUUAAGUAAAAAUUUGUCUAUUCUAGAAUUUAAUGAAAAAUAGAUGCAUGCAUGCCAUGUAUUUUUUGAUGUCUCCCUUAUUCUGCUCAGCACAAUGUUUCUGACAUUAUUCAUGUUGUUACAUGAAUCAGUAUUUUGUGGGGACAUGUUUAAGAGAGAGAAUCUGAGGUGUGGGGACAUGCUCUGAGCAAA
Messenger RNA from Tupaia belangeri chinensis (Chinese tree shrew), 1981 nucleotides. RefSeq lists its product as uncharacterized. The record is from RefSeq and is a predicted model, not a curated record. NCBI's taxonomy places the organism in Eukaryota, Metazoa, Chordata, Mammalia, Scandentia, Tupaiidae. The transcript is spliced from 10 exons. Bases 1 to 972 code for a protein of 323 amino acids.